CUUUUUUAGUGGGGAAACCUGGAAGCUCUAGAGAUCGGGGUUGCCCGGCAACAAAUGCCAGGUAUUCAGUUUGGGCCCCCAUUCCCCACGCAGCUACACCCAAGAAGAUCUUCGAUUAGAAAUGUCCCGUCAUGAUCAGCACUACGUCAGCGCCAGGAGCGUGUCGACAAAGGACCAGAACGACCCUGAAACGGGUGGAGAUCGAAACAGUAACGACCGAGACUUAGUUUCUAAGAAGAUUUACAACGGACGGCACGUUCAGGAUUGUCCAUGUUACGGGGGAAAGGCAAUGUUGAACUGCUCGAACGAAAACCUUCUUUUGGAAAAAGAGUUGGGAGGUAUACCAAAGGACACAGAUUAUAUUUCAAGUGAUCACGAUGACACGCAGUCUUGGUCUCAACAAAGCCUGCUAUCCUCUGAUCGUUCCAAGAGCUAUAGUCAGAUAUACAGCGAAAUUUUGGAAGAGUCUAAGGAACGACAAGAGAAAGCGGAGCGCGCUUUUCAGGUCUACCAUAUUAACAGAUCUAAACUUCGUGGGUCCGAUCAACUAUCGUUUCCCAGGGGUCCGGGAAGCGGGAGUUAUGGAAGCAGCAUAGGCUCAGAGUAUUCUGGUAAACUCGAAGGAGGCUACAAGGAGUACGACAGUUCUUCGACAGACCCUUCACGAGAACAAGUUCUAAGAAAUCGUGGAUCCUUCAGUUGCUUGGAAGAACUUCUUAACCCAGUAUCAAAUAGAGAUAAGGGGAUUAGACCAAAUCAUUUCAAAAGAGAGUCAUAUAAAACAGAACUAACAGAAAGGCACUGUUGCCAAAAAAAUCAAGAAGCAACCCACUCGUAUUCCUGUCCAUUGGAAAGUGGGUUUUGCAAUGGUGCUUUAAAUACCAGGCACAGAGCAAGAUCAUGUGUCUGCGCACAAGAGUCUUACGCUUGUAGUGUUUGCACUGCCCACUUCAGAUCAGGAAAGUACCAUUUCGAGGGCUACGACGCAGAGGAGACUGAUGGACCCAAUUACCCUGUAAAUUGCAAAAGUUACAUUCCAACAACUGCGACAUCGCAAUCUCGCUCAAAAAAAAAUUAUCUUUCGAGCUGCAGCACAUGCCAUCGUCGUCAUCCUCAUUAUCAUCGCCAGAGGAGUGUGCCAAAGACGUAUCAAGAUCGUGGCAAUAGUCCCAUUAACAUCAAGACGAGGAGCAAAGUGCACUACCAGGAACCUCACUCCGAAUUUGGCACCGAGAAAGUUAAGGCGGCUCAGCUUGGAAGAUCAGGUGCCUCCAUUGGGGUGCAAUGUCCCAGUCGAGAUGAGACCGCGGAUUGGACGGAUUGGACUCUAGAUACGGAGCAUUGUGACCCACAGAACAAAAGUCAUCAAGACGGUUGGUUGAGCUCAAAAAAAAAAAGACGGGCUAUUCAUACCAAGCAAAGCGUGUACGAUGAAAGCCCAAUAAUGCAAAGGGAUACAAUUGCUAGGGGUGUCGACAUACUUUAUUCUUCUGGAGCAUUUACAUUUGGGAAGCAUCCUAGUGUCAUCACCGCGGAUGCAUCUCAUUGCUACAAAGAUCUAGGUCAAAAUAUGAUCGAUAGUCAGCUAAGUAAUUCCGUUGCUCUCGACAAAAGUGAAUAUAAUUAUAGUCAGUAUUGCUACGAAGCCGAGGUGAGCGAUAAUAACAAAUAUGUUUCCGAUAAAUCCGACCCUAAGGUCUCAAGUGAGGAAGGGUAUCUACUUGAUCAACACUAUGUUAUAGGUGAACAAGACUUGAUGCACGAGGGUGGACCAGACGUAUCAUCAAGUGAGGUAACCAAGUCGAAAAGCUUUCUUAGCCUUAAGAUAUACGAUGCUGACAAAGCCCUGAUGGAAAUUCCACAUGAUUUCGAGGGUCCUGCAAUAGUUCUGAAUGAUGACGCCGACUUUCUGGACAUCACACUGACCGACGACGAAGAGAAGAUUCGGGCUAAGUUAAUGGCAGCAGCACUCACUACAAGAAAGAGUACCUCCUCCAUCAGCCUUAAUAGCAGUCUUAAGACCCGUCCGUCCAUAGAGCCGAGUAGUUUGAGUUACAAGCCCAGUGUUAUCUUCACUCGUCGAUCGGAGGUCCUCACAGAUAACUAUGCUCCCCGUCCGAAUGAUCGCGUAGCCCUGCUCGCAGAGAAAUUUCUGAAGAGCUUUAGCGAAUCUGCCUAUGAUGAUUCUGGAUGGAAGCCCUCGACACAGGAGGUGUGCUCUACAGGCGGAAAAGGAGUCACCAAAGAGGGAGGCGAUACUCCACUUCUAGUGGACCGUCAGCUGCUGUCCGAGGAAUUCAACAGGAAACUGCAUCGUCAGCUUAAAGUUAUUGUAGAGAGCUUUCAGUGAGUUUUCUUGGAGCUUAUAUUUUCUAUUAGCAACUGCGUGUCAUAAAAUACAUAGCGAAAUUCUUUCACCGCA
Messenger RNA from Drosophila yakuba, 2422 nucleotides. RefSeq lists its product as uncharacterized. The record is from RefSeq and is a predicted model, not a curated record. The transcript has 3 exons. The coding region runs from base 122 to 2350 and encodes 742 amino acids. NCBI's taxonomy places the organism in Eukaryota, Metazoa, Arthropoda, Insecta, Diptera, Drosophilidae.